UGCGGGACCUGCGCGGACUUGGCUGCGGACGGCGGCUCUGGACUCGCGGAAGCCGAGCGCGCUGGCAUGGCCUCCAACUUUAACGACAUAGUCAAGCAGGGCUACGUGAAAAUCCGCAGCAGGAAGCUGGGGAUUUUCAGACGAUGCUGGUUAGUUUUCAAAAAGGCUUCCAGUAAAGGACCCAGAAGGCUAGAAAAAUUUCCAGACGAAAAGGCAGCGUAUUUCAGAAACUUCCAUAAAGUAACGGAACUGCACAACAUCAAAAAUAUAACCCGACUGCCUCGAGAGACAAAGAAGCAUGCGGUGGCAAUUAUCUUUCAUGAUGAAACCUCCAAGACAUUUGCCUGCGAGUCAGAGCUGGAGGCCGAGGAGUGGUGCAAGCAUCUCUGUAUGGAGUGUCUGGGGACCAGGCUGAAUGACAUCAGCCUUGGGGAACCUGACCUUCUGGCAGCAGGAGUGCAACGAGAACAGAAUGAGCGGUUCAAUGUGUAUCUGAUGCCUACACCAAAUCUGGAUAUUUACGGCGAAUGCACAAUGCAGAUCACUCAUGAGAAUAUCUAUCUCUGGGAUAUCCACAAUGCCAAGGUCAAACUGGUGAUGUGGCCUCUCAGUUCCUUGAGGAGAUACGGGCGGGACUCCACGUGGUUCACCUUUGAGUCAGGAAGAAUGUGUGACACGGGGGAAGGACUAUUCACUUUUCAAACAAGGGAAGGAGAAAUGAUCUAUCAGAAGGUGCAUUCUGCGACACUGGCCAUAGCUGAGCAACAUGAAAGAUUAAUGCUAGAAAUGGAGCAGAAAGCCCGGCUUCAGACAAGCUUGACUGAGCCAAUGACGUUAUCCAAAUCAAUAUCUCUUCCUCGUAGCGCGUACUGGCAUCACAUCACCCGUCAGAACAGCGUUGGUGAGAUCUACAGUUUGCAAGGUCACGGGUUUGGUUCCUCAAAGAUGUCACGUGCACAGACCUUUCCCAGCUACGCCCCAGAGCAGAGCGAAGAGACUCAGCAGUCCUUGUCCCGGUCCAGCAGCUAUGGAUUCAGCUACAGCUCAAGCCUCAUCCAAUGACACACAGAGAACCACUGCUGACCAGAGAGACAGUCUGUCCCAGACCUGCUUGUGGGGUCAUUGUGCCCUCUGCCUCCUGGAAGACCAAUUGCAGUAGAAAUUGAAAUGGGUUGGGUCUAGCCCCAAUCCCAGAGGAAGGUUCAAAACUGGAGUUCCGCUUCCUUGAUUCCGUGGCUAAGUCCUUUAUUUAUUGAAUUUCUUGGGGGGAGAGGGGAUGGGGAUAUCUGUGUUUAACAAAAAUAGAAUCCAAAUCAUAUGAACAUUUAAAUACAAUUCUUUGGGUCUGACAGUAGCAGCAGCCCGGGCACCAUGAGCAUUGCCCAACAGGGUUGUACCUGGUUGGUGUCCUCAGGGCUUAGUCCUCCCGUCUGAUGACAGGGCCAGUCCUUAGACAUAAAGGUCACCCACCACAAGCUGUGUGGCUUGGAAGGUUUUGACAGGGACAAAUCCAAUAAGCUCCACAAAUGGCAUCAUAACUUGCCAUAUAAAUAAGCCCAGUGACAAUUGAGGGAACAGGAAAUUUAGAACACACGAUUAAGCAAGGCCUUGUAGCUCUACGUGUGUGUGUGUGUGUGUGUGUGUGUGUGUGUGUGUGUGUGUUGUGUGUGUGUAGACAAAUAGAGAUAUGGAUUUUGCUACAUGUAUUAUCAAAUGUGUGCUGAGGGUGACAGGUCAUGCUCACUUAAAUCGUAGAAAACUGUCAUUUGGUGCAUUAAAGUUAAAGAUUGUUAUGUUGAAUAGCUAUUUUUAAGACAGUGCUGUAAAAAAAAGGCUUCUUAUUAGCAAAAGUAUUUAUAUAGUCAAGUCUGCUCCUAUGACAAGUCUGAGAGUGUGAGAGGGAGGAAUGCUUGGAAGCAGAAGAACCGGUCUAGCUGUCCUACGCCUCACGUCACCGCGCUGUCUUUCUGGUUAGCAUUCCCUUGUUGACAGUGUCUUUCUCCUUUGGGGUAUGAUCACCAGCCGGCUUCCAUCUCAUCUCAAGAAAAAGAACUCUAAAUGAGAACCUGUUUAAGAAAGUGAUUAAAAUACCUGUAAAAAGAACGGAUCUAUUUUGCAGUCAGGAGACCAACAGGCACAGGAUGGUAGAUGUUUGAAACCUCACACACCCUUCUCAGCAGCCAUCAGGGAUUCGCCUUUCACUGUAUGACCAGGACUUGCUGGGCUUUCCUUCCCUUUUACUGGGUCAGGGUUGGCUGGGACUAUGAGAAAAUGGAGUAAAUAUAAUUUUGUUCAUCCUUCACACUAAUGAUGAAGGUUUAAAAGGAGCUGGUGAUUUCCAUGUGGACUGAGGAAAUUUGGCUAAUUCAGGUCAACAUAGAUAGUUUUGCCCUCAAUUUUGGCAUUCAGUUGAAUGAAAAUAAAGAUGUUCCUGCAUGAUUAUCUGAUGCCACGUGCUUAAGAUGGUCAGCUCGCAAAUCCCCUAAGAGGAAUAGAAAUAGCAGGGAGCCCAGGCCAUGUAAGAUGAAUACCAAAUUUUUCUUUCUUAAUAGCAAAAUAUUUUAAACUAUCAAAGUUAGUCUGUUGAAAGGGUACCUGUUUUGCUGAUUAGAGAUAAGGUUUAUUUUUCAUCCCUAUCCAUUCCUUUCAGAGAAUUACUGCAGCAUUAAAUUGUUCUGGGUCCCUCCUUGAUCAAUUCGCAUUUAUAGCAACCACCUAGACCCUCCGCAUCCCUCAGAUAAAAAAUGUGAAAACCCCAUCAAGAUGCUAAUCAUAAGAGUUAAUGUGGCUGUGAAAAAUAAUUAUCCUAAGCUUUCAGGAAUAAAAAGAAAAUUGCUCAAAUGCUCUGCACUGUGAAUUUUGCUGACACAUCAGAAGAGCAGGUGACUGGCUCCUGACAAUGACAGAGCCUUCCCUGAAGUUCCAGCUUUCAGAGUUAGGCACCUCUAACUUCCUUCAGCACAGGGCAUUUGCUUUUGAAAUGCCAUUAGCGGAACUCACCAGAGCAACUCCCAGCUGAGACCAUUUGAGCACAGCUCCUAGUGGAGUCCCACUCGGAGCAAGACUCACUCAGUCGAGCUGUUGCUUAGAGACCACAAGGGACUUAUGGGGAAAAGCCCCCAAGGGUCCUGGUUCAUGUCUCAGUUUUAUUAAUGUGCCCGGAGCACAGACACCGAGUCCAGGGAGGUGGAAUCUGCUAAUUAGAUGAGUUGCUCUCAUGUCUACUGGGUGGGAGACAUAAUACCUGCAUGAAGUUACUCAAAAACACCGUUUUCUUGUGAUCAUUCCCAGUGAGCAUACCUGACAGGGUACCAGAGAUCAGGCACAACCCUGGGCCAGUUCAUUCUGAAAAUCAUGUCAUAAAAAGAGUCUGUGAGAUAGAAAUUUCCUUCCCGUGUCUUUAUCCAAUCUCAUCGCCAUGAGAAUAAGGCCAUAAAAUAUCUCCUGGGACAUUUUUGGAGAUGUAUUCUCUCCUCUAACUAUGCUUCCAAUUGUAGCUAAGUCAAAACGACUAAAUGAACAGAUAGGAGAAUUUAUAUUAACCUAACAUACUUGACAUAAGGCAGUGCGCAUUGCAAUAAAAAUGACAAGCUGAUAAAUCUUCUACAAAAACCAAAGAUGAAGAGUUACUGAACCCGUCUUCUGGAACUUCAUGAAAUCAAUUCCACUGGAGCAACUAGAGUGGUCAUAGGCAUGUAUUCAACUCACUUGAGCUUACAGGUUUUGACUGAAGAUGCCUCUACACUUCACAAGUCAUUUUUUCUCCCUCCAGAAAUUGUAUUAUAUCUUUAACAUACAUGUGACUUUUUCAUUGUGAGGGAGUGGCUUGCUCUGAACCAAAGACAUCUUUUGGCUCCUUCCAAAAGUGACUCCGCUGGGACUCCUCCAGAUGGGGAAGGUGAAUGAAGAGGGGCACAGUUUCCAUACCGGGUGGGAAGAGAGUGAUGAGGACAGAACCCAACAUAAGUCCUAAAGGUUCGUCUGAGAGCAGAGAAAGCCUGGGGGACAUACACAUUUCACAGAUUAUGUGAGGGGAUUCAUUUUUUAUGUCCCCAGUUUUUUCUUCCGAUAAUAUUAAUUGUUGUACACGUGACAUUAUAUUUAAAAUGCAGAAAAGUACAAAAUAACUUUAACCCAAUAGCUUACUAUUCUGAUGGGGGCAAAAGAAAACACAACUUUUUUUUUUAUUCCUUGAAUGAAUAGUAGGCUCUCAGAACUAAUUUAUUUAUACAGGUUGCAAAUAUUUAUA
Myotis lucifugus (little brown bat) is the source of this 4249-nucleotide messenger RNA. It is a transcript of the gene DOK6, whose product is annotated as docking protein 6. Gene Ontology annotation, biological process: cell surface receptor protein tyrosine kinase signaling pathway; positive regulation of MAPK cascade. NCBI's taxonomy places the organism in Eukaryota, Metazoa, Chordata, Mammalia, Chiroptera, Vespertilionidae. The transcript is spliced from 8 exons. The coding region runs from base 67 to 1062 and encodes 331 amino acids. The record is from RefSeq and is a predicted model, not a curated record. Gene Ontology annotation, cellular component: cytoplasm.